AUGCUUCUCCUAAGAUUUGUUUUCUUUUUGCUUUCAACAAUCACGAUUGUCCUGUCGCAACCUCUUCAUUCGACGUUUUCAGCUGAACAGUAUAUGCAGUCGCUAGCUGAAAAAUAUGAAAACAUCUCAACGGAAAUCAACUGUAUGGAACUGCGACAGCUAGAAGCCGCCAAUGCGAAAGAAGAGGUUGCGGAAGUCCCAGAGUCUAAUAUCCUUUUCGGUAAAUUUACCGAAAAAAGCUUACAGACAGCGAUUUCGACCAUUAAAAAUCGCUACGCGGAGCUUCAAAAUUAUGAUUUACUGCCAGAAAAUCACAAUCACUUCGACCAGUAUUUGUUGGUAUCACUUGGAUCGCCAGAUUUGCUCAGCGGACUGCUUAUGUGA
Messenger RNA from Lachancea mirantina, 384 nucleotides. Lineage: Eukaryota; Fungi; Ascomycota; Saccharomycetes; Saccharomycetales; Saccharomycetaceae. The record is from the annotation of a GenBank genome assembly.